CGGACAUUCCCUUGCCUGGGAAUAGAAUGACACCACCAUCACCUGCUUAGGAAUUAAAAUUAUUAUUUAUACAGCACAUUGAUUGUUGGUUAAUUAUCCACAUAUCACAACUAUGCAAAAUAACCAGGAUUUACAACUGUAGCCAAAGUCCAAAGCUGCUAAUAAUGGAAAAUGCUUGCUUUAUUCUGCAGUGAAUAGGUUGCUCUAUUCCAGAGAAAAGCAAGCUUGUUUCGAUCGAUGUUGCAGAUCACAGUACAUACAAAAUAUAAGAAAUAAACAGGGCAAGUUUAUAGUGGUGCCUUCAACAAUAGUGGACAAUAUCCUGUUUUGAUAGUGAAGAAAUAAAACAAAAGUCUGACAGUGUACAAAUACAAAUACAAAAAGUUACCCUGUAAAAGACGAAAAAUGUUACAAGUUAGGGAGAGGCUGGCAAGGUAAAGGUGAGCUGUGGGUCAGCUCUGGUGCUUCAUUAACUAAUUUUUACAGCUCCACUGCUUCCAAGUCUCUUUGUGGAGAGGAAAGUAGAGUGUGCAAAGAUUGUGCAGUGACAAGUGUGGGACACUGACGGCAAUACCUGUCUGUCAAGAUUUUCUGAGGCGGAUAAAGACCAAGAGGAGCAAGUGUUCUCCUGAGCUUUUUGGAUCAGCUACCUAUCUCUUAAAACUUAUAUUUUUCAGCCACAAAUCACUUGGUCGGUUCUAUCCGAGGGGAAUUGUAGAGAUUUUCAAACGGAGAUGAGCAGUUUUUUGUGUGCCAUCCUUUCAGCGUUGGGAGGGUACACUCUCACCUCGUUAUACCUGCUCAAGAAUCCCCACAUUCUUCAUAAGACGAAGUGCAUGGGCUUCUACUGUACACACAUCUCCCACAGAGGAGGAUGUGGAGAGCGUAUAGAAAGCACCAUGGAGGCCUUCACUCACGCAAUUUCGCAGGGAACACAGAUGCUGGAACUGGACUGUCACUUGACGCAUGACGGACAUGUGGUGGUGUCACAUGAUGAGAAUCUAUUGAGGCAGACGGGUCAUGACAUCACCAUCUCUUCAGUCAGCAUGCAGGAUUUACCUUUGUACAAGGAGAGGCUUGAAUUGACUUUUUAUUCAGGUCACUACAGCAGCGGUUCCGACAGGAAGUUUACUUUGCUGGAGGAUGUGUUCAGACAGUUCCCGGAGAUCCCAAUCAGCAUUGAGAUUAAAGAAAACAACAGCCAGCUGAUAGAAAAGGUUUCUGAGCUGGUCAAACGCUACCGCAGGGAGGACAUCACUGUCUGGACGUCUGUGAGCUCAAGAAUCAUGAGCAAGUGCCGCAAAACGAAUGGAGCCAUGCCAUAUAGUUUUUCUUUAUACCGAGGUGUGCUGCUGCUUCUCCUCUUCUACAGCGGCCUGCUGCCCUUUGUGCCACUGGGAGAGAGUGUACUGCAGUACUACCUACCGCGCAUAAUCAACAGGACGUUUAUUCCUGAGAAGAACAUUUUGAGGAACAGCUUGAUCGUCACUUUAAUAGAAAAAGUAACUAUGAGGAAGAGUCUCUUUAAACAUCUUGCAGCCCGUGGAAUUCAGGUCCAUUUGUUUGUGUGCAACACAGAUGAAGACAUAAGAGCGGCAUUUGAAGUGGGGGCAACGGGUGUGAUGAGUGACUACCCCUCGCUCUUAUCAAGCUAUCUCUUAAGAAACACUUGAGGAGUAACGUCUCCACGUCCAGCCGCAAUACCCCAUAAAUGGCAGCUGCACGAAGACUGAAAAAGACUGAAUGCGUGAAGCUAAUAUUAAGUGUCAGAACAGUCUGCCAAAUUUUUCAGAAUUACUCACAUAUGUAUGACGUAUGACUCAUCUCCACAGUCUCCACCACAUGACCUAACAAUUCAUUACUUAUGAUAUGACUGUAAUUUUAAUUAAAUUAAUUUGGUUCUGUGGGAGAUGCGUGGCUGUGGGUCUGUUGGUAGAACGGGUCUUCCACUGACUAAAGGGUCGGUGGUUUGAAUCCUGGCUCCGACUAUCCACUGUUGAUGUAUCCUUGGGCAAGACACUGAACCCUAAAUUGUCACCAGGUUUGCAUCGUAAUGAGAGACUGUUCUCAAUUGCUUUACAUGGUUAAACAAAGGAAUUUAUGAAACGUUAUCUGCAAUGGUGGCAUAAAUAAAAUUACAGCAAAUUACAUUUGUUGGAUGAGAAAGA
Messenger RNA from Phyllopteryx taeniolatus (common seadragon), 2168 nucleotides. RefSeq names its product glycerophosphodiester phosphodiesterase domain containing 3a (gene gdpd3a). Gene Ontology annotation, molecular function: phosphatidylcholine lysophospholipase A1 activity; phosphoric diester hydrolase activity. NCBI's taxonomy places the organism in Eukaryota, Metazoa, Chordata, Actinopteri, Syngnathiformes, Syngnathidae. The coding region runs from base 735 to 1673 and encodes 312 amino acids. Gene Ontology annotation, biological process: glycerophospholipid catabolic process. Gene Ontology annotation, cellular component: endoplasmic reticulum membrane. The record is from RefSeq and is a predicted model, not a curated record. The transcript is spliced from 10 exons.